AUGAAAGUUUUCAAAGCUUUAAGCUUUUUUAUAAUUCUUGGAGCUUUUCAUUUUUCCAGAUUUUCUGAUGCAAAACGUGUCAUUACAUAUCCUUCAAUAACAUGUUCAGGUUCCAACAAAACUGCAGUGAUUACAGAAUGUUAUAGCAGACUCGUUGCGAAGGAAACGCAUGGAUUUAAUCUUCUUGCCUACGAUUUCAGCAUGAAAAUUGGAAAUAAUUUUCAAACUUUAAUAAGUGGUUCUGAUAUUGACAUUUGUGAAAUUUUAAGUGGAAAGCAAAGUAAUGCUGUCAGAUAUGGAUUGAAUAUAAUUAGGAAAUCAAUUCCAAAAAGAUCACUUCGACCUUGUCCAUUGUCGGGCCAUCACGACUUAGUAAACAUCACAGCUGGUAGACUCGAUUCAAAGGCAUCAAAUAUCCCCGAAGCAACUUAUCUCUGUUCCUUAAGAUUCUUUAAUGAUGAUGAUCAAAAUGUUGCUUCACUCAAAAUAGUGGCUGAGUCUAAAGAUGUACAAGAUUAA
Clunio marinus is the source of this 519-nucleotide messenger RNA. The record is from the annotation of a GenBank genome assembly. Lineage: Eukaryota; Metazoa; Arthropoda; Insecta; Diptera; Chironomidae.